AUGGGUGAUGACAUUGAACAAGAAAUCAAGGCAGCCCAAGCCAAGCGUAGGGAAAUCACAGACAAAGAUAUCAGUGCUGCGGUACUGGAGAAUGAGAGCCAUGCGAGCAUGACAGGGCUUUCCUAUGACACGGAUAUUUACACCAAAGACAAAUUCGAGGGCUAUGCAACGUCGAUUCCAGUGGGUGAUGAGGAUGACGAGGAUAUGGACGAACGCUACCGAGAAACGAAUCGCAAACUGAAUUCGAUUACAGCAUCCAAAGAGUUUCUCAAUGAGGCCGUGCAAGGUGCUGACAGCCACGAUCCGUUUGCCGAGACAGCACGAGAGAAACGUAUUGCAGGACGACAAGAUGAAUAUCACCAACGUCGAUUCAAUCGCAUGUUAUCACCUGAACGAGCCGAUGCAUUCGCCAAAGAAGACAACAAGGAGUCUCGUAGUUACGCUGAAGUGAUUCGUGAAGCCGAACUGGAAAAGGAACAGCAACGUGUAUUCCAAGCCAUUGCACAAAAGAAACGGGAUGAAGCACAAGCAGGCUCUUCUUCGGAUAAGAUGGCUGCUGAUGUGCAAGCGACACCUGUUGCUGAAGGACCAAGAAAGAAACGACGAUGGGAUGUGGCUACGCCUAUGCACACCAAUGUGGAAGCGACACCCAAAGGACCAGCAAAACGAUCACGAUGGGAUGCUACGCCUGUAUCUACGGAGCGAUCUGAAUGGGAUGCAACACCAAGAGCAUCGGCUGGCACAAAACGCUCUCGAUGGGAUGCCACACCUGUGAGCACUGAUAUGCCUCAAGCCACGCCUGUCGGUGGUCUUGGCAUGAUGACGCCUACACCUACAGUGCCUUCAACACCUGAGGCCAUGAAUGCCAUGCGAUGGGAGCGUGAAUUGGAUGUUCGUAAUCGUCCUUUAUCAGAUGAAGAAUUGGAUGCCAUGUUUCCACAAACCGGUUACAAGAUCUUGGAACCCCCUGCUGGCUAUGAACCUAUCCGCACACCUGCACGCAAGUUGAUGGCUACACCUACACCUAUGGGAGAGAGUGGAUUUGUCAUGCAAGAGGAAGCGCGUGGUGUUGUCAUGGAUGCUACAGCACCCCAAGAGAUUCCUGGUGUAGGCGCAUUGCCGUUUUUCAAGGAUGAAGAUAUGCAACAUUUCGGCAAAUUGCUUGAGGAGAGGAAUGAAGAGGAAAUGUCAGUGGAUGAACUCAAGGAACGAAAGAUUAUGCGAUUGCUCUUGCGUAUCAAGAAUGGCACACCACCUAUGCGUAAGACAGCUCUCAGACAAAUCACCGACAAGGCACGUGAUUUCGGUCCUGGUCCUUUGUUCAACCAAAUCUUGCCAUUGCUCAUGUCACCCACCCUUGAGGAUCAAGAACGUCAUUUGCUCGUGAAGGUCAUUGAUCGUAUCUUGUACAAGUUGGAUGAUUUGGUGCGUCCCUUUGUCCACAAGAUCCUCGUUGUCAUUGAACCCUUGCUUAUUGAUGAGGACUACUAUGCUCGUGUUGAAGGUCGUGAAAUCAUCAGCAAUGUAUCCAAGGCAGCUGGUCUUCCUACCAUGAUUACCACCAUGCGUCCUGAUAUUGAUCAUCCUGAUGAAUAUGUUCGUAACACUACGGCGCGUGCAUUCUCUGUGGUGGCAUCGGCAUUGGGUAUUCCAGCAUUGUUACCUUUCCUUAAGGCUGUAUGUCGAUCCAAAAAGUCAUGGCAGGCACGACACACGGGUAUCAAGAUUGUGCAACAGAUUGCUAUCCUUAUGGGCUGUGCCGUAUUGCCCCAUCUCAAGAAUCUGGUCGAAGCCAUUGCCCAUGGUUUGGAAGAUGAACAACAAAAGGUGCGCACCAUUACAGCUUUGGCUAUUGCUGCAUUGGCUGAAGCAGCUGCUCCUUAUGGUAUUGAAUCCUUUGAUUCGGUGCUCAAGCCAUUGUGGACGGGUAUUCGUAAGCAUCGUGGCAAGGGUUUGGCAGCUUUCCUCAAGGCCAUUGGCUACAUUAUCCCCUUGAUGGAUGAUGAGUAUGCCAACUAUUACACCAAAGAAGUCAUGGUGAUCUUGAUCCGUGAAUUCCAGUCACCCGAUGAGGAAAUGAAAAAGAUCGUGCUCAAGGUCGUCAAGCAGUGUGCUGCCACAGAUGGUGUACAGCCUGCCUAUAUCAAGGAAGAGAUCUUACCCGAGUUUUUCAAGCACUUUUGGGUGCGUCGUAUGGCAUUGGAUCGCCGCAACUACAAGCAAUUGGUGGAAACGACCGUUGAAUUGGCCAACAAGGUGGGCGUAUCCGAAAUUGUCAGCCGUAUCGUGAACGAUCUCAAGGAUGAGAGCGAGCCCUAUCGCAAGAUGGUUAUGGAAACGAUUGAAAACAUUGUCUCGAAUUUGGGUGCUGCUGAUAUUGAUCCUCGUUUGGAAGAAUUGUUGAUUGAUGGUAUCUUGUACGCAUUCCAAGAACAAACAGCCGAGGAUGUGGUCAUGCUCAAUGGUUUUGGUACCGUGGUGAAUGCGCUCGGUAUGCGUAUCAAGCCGUACCUGCAGCAAAUUUGUUACACCAUUCUUUGGCGUCUCAACAACAAGUCAGCACGUGUGCGUCAACAAGCCGCCGAUUUGAUUUCACGUAUUGCCGUGGUCAUGAAGACAUGUGGUGAAGAAAAGCUCAUGAACCAACUUGGUCAAAUCUUGUACGAAUACUUGGGUGAAGAGUAUCCUGAGGUGUUGGGUUCUAUUUUGGGUGCUCUCAAGAGUAUUGUCAAUGUGAUUGGUAUGGCCAGCAUGACGCCACCCAUCAAGGAUCUAUUGCCACGUUUGACUCCUAUUCUUCGCAAUCGUCAUGAAAAGGUGCAAGAGAACUGUAUUGAUUUGGUGGGUCGUAUCGCUGAUCGUGGUGCUGAAUAUGUCUCUGCUCGAGAAUGGAUGCGUGUUUGUUUCGAGUUGCUCGAUUUGCUCAAGGCUCACAAGAAGGGUAUUCGUCGUGCAUCAGUGAAUACAUUCGGUUACAUCGCCAAAGCCAUUGGUCCACAGGAUGUGUUGGCUACUUUGCUCAACAAUCUCAAGGUGCAAGAACGUCAAAAUCGUGUGUGUACAACUGUUGCUAUUGCCAUUGUCGCCGAAACGUGUGCUCCCUUCACCGUAUUGCCAGCAUUGAUGAACGAAUACCGUGUCCCUGAGCUCAAUGUCCAAAACGGUGUUCUCAAGUCCAUGUCCUUUAUCUUUGAAUAUGUGGGUGAGAUGGGCAAGGAUUAUAUCAUGGCUGUUACUCCCUUGUUGGAAGAUGCUCUUAUGGAUCGUGAUUUGGUGCACAGACAAACGGCAUGUACAACUAUCAAGCACAUGGCACUGGGUGUCGUUGGUUUGGGAUGUGAAGAGCCAUUACGCCACUUGCUCAAUUACAUUUGGCCCAACAUUUUCGAGACGAGUCCACACGUUAUCAAUGCUGUUAUGGAGGCCAUUGAAGGUAUUCGGGUUGCCUUAGGACCUGCCACUAUUUUGCAAUACACCAUGCAAGGUCUAUUCCAUCCAGCUCGCAAGGUGCGUGAGGUUUAUUGGAAGAUCUACAAUAGUCUCUACAUUGGCAAUCAAGAUUCUUUGGUGCCCUAUUAUCCACGCAUCGACGACGAUGAUCAUAACCGAUAUCAACGCUAUGAACUGGACUAUGUCUUGUAA
Molecule: messenger RNA, 3642 nt
Organism: Lichtheimia ornata
Lineage: Eukaryota; Fungi; Mucoromycota; Mucoromycetes; Mucorales; Lichtheimiaceae
Exons: 3
Coding region: 1-3642 (1213 amino acids)
Biological process (GO): spliceosomal complex assembly
Cellular component (GO): U12-type spliceosomal complex; U2 snRNP; U2-type prespliceosome
Molecular function (GO): mRNA binding
Source: RefSeq, a predicted model, not a curated record